Perca fluviatilis (European perch) is the source of this 2124-nucleotide messenger RNA. RefSeq names its product origin recognition complex, subunit 2 (gene orc2). Gene Ontology annotation, biological process: DNA replication. Gene Ontology annotation, cellular component: nucleus; nuclear origin of replication recognition complex. The record is from RefSeq and is a predicted model, not a curated record. Bases 81 to 1862 code for a protein of 593 amino acids. The transcript is spliced from 16 exons. Lineage: Eukaryota; Metazoa; Chordata; Actinopteri; Perciformes; Percidae. Gene Ontology annotation, molecular function: DNA replication origin binding.
CUUUUGCUUGUCAUGUGGUUUAAAAACUUCAGGAGGAUGGCGCGGAAAGUUGUCACGCCACACAGCGUAGCUCUCAGUUUAUGAAAGUUUUGUUUACAUUUUCUUCGGGCGGUACUGACUCGUUAUCUGUCAUCAUGAGUGUGUUGGAGGUGAAGUUCAUUGGUGAUGGAGAUGCUCUGGAGCAUAUCGUGGACAAACCGGAGGGUGUGCAGAGCAACAGUGGGUCUGUUCAGAAGAUGGUAACGUUUAAAAGCCAAGCUGGACGACGGACCAUAGUGGAUGCAGAACAUGAUGGGGACGAAAAUGAAGUCCUUGAUGAGCAGAACUAUGUCCAAGCUUUAGGAACAGACAAUGCAGAAGAAGACGAGGAGGGUAUGUACAGAAUGGCUGGAUCCUCCAUUUUCACCUUUCAGAAAGGCAAACGUGGACACAGCAUGGCCCAGACUGCAAGUGAGUUGGCUCGGACUCCUGGGAAAAGCGUGACCUUCAGCACAACCCCCAACAUUGAACCCUCGACUCCCACCCGAACAUGCCGCAACCACAGAGGGGAAAGCAGGACACCUCAGAGGAGCAAGAAGGUUCAGUUUGUCUCCACAACACCCCACAGGCUCAGGAAGAGAAUGACAACUCCGAGCAUCCGAUCAGACAGCGAUAGCGAGCUGUCGCCCUCUGACUCUGGGGAAGAGGAGGAUGAAGAUGGGAUAGAGGAAGAGCAGAAAGUAAAGAAAGAAGACCAGGAGAACUUGAAGACUCUAAGAACACCCAGUAAAGGUUCAUCUGCAGCUCUCUACAAGACUCCUGCCAAGAAGAGCAAGACCGCUUCUGAAGUACCCAAUCAGCCCAGUAUGAUUGAGGAGUAUUUUGAAGCCCAUGGCAGUUCAAAGGUCUUGACAUCAGACCGCACGCUAGAGCGUUUACACACACCUAAACUUGACAGGGAGACGUUGGUCCAGCUUUUAGAAGGAAAGCUGUCCUGCUGCUCCAAAGAGAUCCAGCAGCUCCACAACAAACACCGAAAGCACUUUAGCAAAUGGAUGUUACAGUUACAGUUGGGAUUCAGUGUGCUGGUCUACGGUUUGGGCAGCAAAAAAUCUCUGCUGGAAGACUUCCGUGUAUCUCACUUGGCUCAGGAAAUCCACCUCGUGGUCAAUGGAUUCUUCCCUUCCAUUACUCUUAAAUCAAUCCUAAAUGCUUUGACGUGCGAGGUUUUAGAGCACCAGGGAAGUUUCCGGACCCCCUCAGACCAGAUCCAGUACAUCGCUCAGACUCUCAAAGACAGCCCAGAUCUCCAUGUAUACCUGCUAAUCCAUAAUAUCGACGGACCAAUGCUGCGAGGAGAGAAGACCCAGAGUGCACUGGGGCAGCUGGCAUCCCUGCCCAACCUGCACUUGGUGGCUUCUUUAGACCACAUUAACGCUCCACUGGUGUGGGACCAGUUUAAGCAGAGCCAGUUUAACUGGUUGUGGUGGGAGUGUGUGACCUUUCAGCACUACGCAGAGGAAACGUCAUAUGAAAACUCGCUCCUGGUGCAGCAGACUGGCGCUCUCGCUCUGUCCUCCCUUACACACGUGCUACGCAGCUUGACACCCAAUGCAAGAGGAAUUUUCAAACUGUUGGUGAAAUUCCAGCUGGAAAACAAAGAUAACCCUUCAUACACAGGAUUGUCAUUCCAAGAUUUCUACCAGCGUUGUCGCGAGGCGUUCUUGGUGAACUCUGACCUCACACUGAGGACCCAGCUGACCGAGUUCAGAGACCACAAACUGAUACGGACACGCAAGGGUGCAGAUGGUGUGGAGUACUUAAUUGUUGCCGUGGAUGCAAGCACGUUGAUGGAUUUCCUGGAGAACGAAGAGGGUGACUGAGCGGAGAAGACUUUAGACUUGUCUCACUUAUACUUCAUCCACUGACUUUACCAGAAAAUGGAUAUUUUGGUUGAAUCGGUCACUGAUAUAAAGGCCCAUGAGCUUAGCUUUCAGGCUCUACAGUUUAAAUGAAUGGCUUGAAUCUAAUUAUUGGUGAAUUGUUUCACUUCACGAAAUGCCCCAUUAUAGCUCUUCACAUCUUGUGUGUUUUGAUGCAUCACGUUUUCAGCUAACAUCUGUAAUUAAAUUCCACACAUAAGGA